CUGAAAUCUAGACGCUGCUGAGAUAUUAGACAUUAGGUGCCCACAGGCUGUGUGGAUGUAGAAGGGAGAUAUGCUUCUCCUAUUUGCACAAAGAUAGGAGUUGUUGAGUAUUAUUAUUGAACAAUAGCACAUUGGCUGUGAGAAGAGUCCUAGUAACAGAAAGAAUAGGAUGUCUGCCACUGAACAGAAGGGUACAUCACCCCAGAGCACAUGGGGACAAGGUUAGGAUCCUAGUGACUAAAAACAAAAAUUGGCCGCAGAGCUGCUGGGGUGACGAGGAAAGAGAAGAAUGCAGACAUUGGAAAAUUAUGAUAUAGUUUAAGUACCCAGCAGCAGGAACCCAGGUCCAGUGGAUGAGAUGACCAGGAUACCACCAGAUCCGCGGGAAACUCACCAAACUGUUGAGCUGCUAGUCAAGGGCUCCUCAGACUCUUUCCGUGAGCCAGAAUCAGUCCCAGUGCCUGGGGUGGCUGGGCUUGCAGAUGGGCAUUAGGAAGCACCUGCUUCUAGAUUGAGACGGAACUGGGAAUGGAGGAGCCAGGCAGGUGAGGUUUCUGUGUGCUCAGCAUCCGUAAUAGAGAAUGCCAAAGGCCUUUCUUCCUUGGUGUUGCAUGAUACUGACGGAGAUACCCACAGGGUUUUUCUGUGAAUUUGGUCUUAAAUGACAAAAACCGCAGUUACUUUUGCACUAACCUAAUACUUGUUAAGUAGAACAGUGUUUCCAGAAAUAUUGCUGAGCAUGCUUUCUUUCUAGCUGUUUGGAAAAACAGGCUCCCUUUGGUUUAAGAAAGCAUUAGGAGAGUCUAAAAAAAAAACCUGACAUUUUUUCAAGUGUUUCUCCAUAGAGUUUGUUUUGUUUUUAUAAACAAUGCUAGCAUGGUUGGGAGGAGCAGGCUUUUAUUUCAGCUGAGUUUGAAUCGAAAGUUCUAUAAGCUUUAUCUCCAUUUCAUUAAUUACUAGAAUUAAUAAUGCUUACGGAGUAAUGUUUAGUCUGAUAGCAAAAGGAGGGGCCCGUGCUCAUUUGUGAAAGCUCAUUUGUGAAAGGAGGAGGUAAUGUAACACAUGAGCUGUGUCCUGAAAGAGACAGAUUUGAGACCUCUUUCUGCUACUUUCAGCUCAAUGAAGUCAUUGUUUUUCUCCCAGAGUGUUGGUUUCCUCCUCUGUAAAAUGGGAAUUGUGAGUCUACUACUCCUUUUGCAAGGUGGUUGUCAGGAUAUCAUGAGAAAAUACACGAAAGCAAUUAUCACAUGCCUUGGCACAGGCUAAGCACUCAAACAUCUUAAUGCUUCUAAUUAGUUGUUAUUCACUGAGCAUUUACCGCGUGCUAAGCAUUUAGGAUAAAAAGAAAGAAAGAACACAAAGCAUCUAGUUAUGGGAUCUGUAUCUGUUACAGUCUCUGUAUUUCAGUAAAUCCUUCCAUGGUUCUGUUGUGUGUCUUAGAGCAAUGAUUCUCAAAAUUUACUGUGCAUAAGAAUCAAAUUGGUGGAUGCUGUUUAAAUGCCCAUUCCUGAGCCCCAGAGAUUGAGAUUAACUAGAGACUCAGGAGUGUGCAUGUUAACAAGUCCCCACCUGGUGCAGGCUCUUGAGCCUGCCCUAGAGUCACCUCCUUUCUCCAAUACCUGAAUUUACCCUUCCAGACUUCAAGAUACCAAUGGAACACCAUCAGGAAGUUUCAGAUUGGAGUUAUCUCUUUUAGAUUUGCCUUGUGCUUUUUAUCUUGAGAGACAGGAUGACACCAGGCAUAGAACUCUGAGAAAGAAAGGAUUGACCUGUAGAUCUAUUUCUGUCUUCCUUGAACUGUGUGACCUCAGAUAACUCAACCUUAUCUUCCGUUUUCUUCAUGCAUCAAGAAGACAACACCUCCACACCCAUCUCAUAAGCUUAUUUUGAGCCUUAAAUGGGGGUAUGGACAUAUAAAAGUUUUUCUAUGAACUUUAAUGCAAUAAAUAUAAACACAAAUAAAAUAUACUUUUACCAUUAAAGCAAAGUGAAACUGUUGCCAAGAUUGAGUUCAAUCUGGUGUAUAUAGGUUACUUGUACAUUGGUUUACACAGCUUAGUUGGAGAAUAUGUGAACAUUUGUCCUCUGGCAGUGAGUCCUUUUUCUCCCUUGUUAUCCUCCACCCACACUUUUGUAAAGGAUGUUUUAGGGACCCUGAUUUUAGGAGCAUCUGCAGCCACAAAGCUGGCAUUGGUCAUGUUUAAUGUCAAGAUCUUGAAAACUGCUUGUCUUGAUAAUUAAAGCUAUAUUAAAGGGCCUCAUGCCUUCUUAAAAGCAGAUAUCCUCUUAAAUUCUAACAGGGUUUUCUUGGAAUGCUUUGCUCAAAGCAGAAUGGUCCUUCCAUUUAUAGAAUAUAAUUAGAGAAUUGGUUUAUUUGUGGAAGUAUUUUCCUGUGAGCAAGCAGAAGAAUCAUGUUUAUAACAAGGAUAUCCUGGCUGGCCUUUGCAACUUGAAUAUUGAAGCUGUGAAUUGUACAUGAAAUACGAGAGCGCCUAAACUUCCUAAAUGUUUUUCAGGUGGUAUAUGCAGUAGUGGUCAAGAGUGGGUUCAUUUUAUUGUUUGAAAAAUAACAUUCUCUCACAGUUCUUUGUUUUCAGUUAGACUACAUAUUAGUGAAUGAAAAACAACAAAACAAUAACAAAAGUCUCGCUUACCCCUGCCUCCAUGUUCUGUGAAUAAUACAUAAAUUGCCCAAAGAGUAUGUUUUGGAGAAUAUAUAGGAAUUUUGAAUUGUAAAUACUGACUUCCUUCCCUAGACCUGCAUAUACUGUCUUAUAUAUAAAUAUAUAUUUUAAAAAUUGCUGCUACUGGUAAGUUUUAUCUUUGUUGGGUCUUUGCAUAAAUGAUGUUAUUCUUAGUGGAGCCUGAAAUGUUUAAUUUGAGCAUUUAAGAAGACGUUCAUCACUACUUUGGCCCAUGGUAAACUACCUUCCAGGACAGUCUAAUAACCCAAAGAGGUAGAUGAUGUAUUCUCACUUGUAAACAUGUGAGGACUCUCAGGUCAAAAUAGGUAGACUGGUUAGGCUCCCUACACCGGAUGUGGAGUUAGGCUGUGAAUCUUGUCUUCUGAUUUCCAACCAGUGUUGACUCUUCACAGGGUUUAUGUAUACCUAAUUAGAAAUACCUAAUUAAAAAUAAACUAAAGUUUGCUCAUUAACUUGCUUAUUUAUUUGCUUUCUCCUGACAUAGUUUUCAUUUCUAACUAAUUUAUAAUCGUGGCACUUGGGGGUGGUGGUGACUGCAUUAACAGCGGCGAGAAGCAACAGCUGACAGCAAGAAAGGAGUGAAAAGCAACAGCCAGAUGAUCAUGCCGGUUUAGGACUGCUUAGCAGAUAGCUCCACACACCCAUCAGAUGCAGAAGGCUUCAAGUGUGAGCCAGCCAUGAGAGGGUAUCUUGUGGCCAUUUUCCUGAGUGCCGUCUUCCUCUAUUACGUACUGCAUUGUAUAUUAUGGGGAACAAACGUCUAUUGGGUGGCACCUGUGGAAAUGAAACGGAGAAAUAAGUUCCAGCCUUGUUUAUCAAAGCCAGCUUUUGCCUCUCUGCUGAGGUUUCAACAGUUUCACCCUUUUCUGUGUGCAGCUGAUUUUAGAAAGAUUGCUUCCUUGUAUGGUAGCGAUAAGUUUGAUUUGCCCUAUGGGAUGAGAACAUCAGCGGAAUAUUUUCGACUUGCUCUUUCAAAACUGCAGAGUUGUGAUCUCUUUGACGAGUUUGACAACAUACCCUGUAAAAAGUGCGUGGUGGUUGGUAAUGGAGGAGUUCUGAAGAAUAAGACCUUAGGAGAGAAGAUCGACUCCUAUGACGUAAUCAUAAGAAUGAAUAAUGGUCCCGUUUUAGGACAUGAAGAAGAAGUUGGGAGAAGGACGACCUUCCGACUUUUUUAUCCAGAAUCUGUUUUUUCAGAUCCUAUUCACAACGACCCUAAUACGACAGCAAUUCUCACAGCUUUUAAGCCACAUGAUUUGAGGUGGCUGUUGGACUUGUUGAUGGGUAACAAAAUAAACACUAAUGGUUUUUGGAAGAAACCAGCCUUAAACCUGAUCUAUAAACCUUAUCAAAUCAGAAUAUUAGAUCCUUUCAUUAUCAGAACAGCGGCUUAUGAACUGCUUCAUUUUCCAAAAGUGUUUCCCAAAAAUCAGAAACCCAAACACCCAACAACAGGAAUUAUUGCCAUCACACUGGCAUUCUACAUAUGCCACGAAGUUCACCUAGCUGGUUUUAAAUACAACUUUUCUGACCUCAAGAGUCCCUUGCACUACUAUGGGAACGCCACCAUGUCUUUGAUGAAUAAGAAUGCAUAUCACAAUGUCACUGCAGAGCAGCUCUUUUUGAAGGACAUUAUAGAAAAAAACCUUGUAAUCAACUUGACUCAAGAUUGACUCUACAGACUCAGAAGAUGAAGCUAACAGUGUUAGUUUUAUUUUUGUACUGAAAUUUUUAGUUUAAAAUAUGUUGGAUGCACUCAUCAAAUAAUUAUGUAUAUUGUCUGUUGCUGCCUGGUGAUUCAUAACCACCAGCUUAAUUUCUGUGAAUACCAUAUAUUUAACUUAUGAAACCAAGAAAUGUUUAGUGACGGUAUCAGGAAAAUGUUUUGAUUGCAUUGUUUUUAAAAUAAGCUAUUUUCUGACGUGUUUUUACGUCUUUUUAUAGUGACUUCACCUUGGACUCUGAAGGGGCAUGACUUCCUGCUGAGGGUUUAGUUUACCGCAGUUUUGACUAUAAUAAGACAUUCUCAGAAGUGUAUUUGGCUACUGUAAACAUGGCUGGUGGGAAAUCACAUACGAUUGGGGCUUGAUGUGGCAAACUGAAGCCUCUUGGCUAUGGAAAUAUAAGUUCAUACUGGUUUAAUUAAGCUCUCCCCGACAACCCCCGGAAUUAAAUGAGCUGUGAUUGUGAUGAGUAGUUUGGUACAAUGAAGGUGGUAAGUUAAAGGAAAUAGGCUAAGCAUAAGUUCUGGUUAAGUAUAUAACUAGAGAAUAGAAUUAUUACAGUCUGACGGCUUUGUAUUAUUUUAAAGACAUACAGUUUAACUUUAUACAAUGAAGCUAAGCUAGACAAACUCAAGGAAAGAAAAAUCUUGAACUUUUUUUUGGUCUGGUUUAUUCAUUAAAUUUUGAAGGUUUUCCACUUGGAAGUAAAUUAGGAAAGGUAAAGAAGACAAAAGAACAAGUAAACACUUACGAAAAGUCAAGCUGAGGCUGGGCGUAGUGGCUCCCACCUGAAAUCCUAGCACUUUGGGGAGCCAAGGAAGAUGGUCAGAUUGACUGAACAGGAGAUCAAGACCAGCCUGGCCCAACGUGGUGAAACCUGUUCUCUACUAAAAUACAAAAAAUUAGCUGCGCAUGGUAGUGCAUGCUGUAGUCCCAGCUACUCAGGAGGCUGAGGCAUGACAAUCGCUUGAGCCAGAGAGGCAGAGAGGUUGCAGUGAGCCGAGAUUGCGCCACUGCACUCCAGCCUGUGUGACAGCAACUGUUGUCGUCAAAAAAAAAAAAUCAUGUUCCCAUGAUUAAAGCUAAUCUUCAGAUGGAAAGCAUGCCUGGCUACCUAGGGUGCACCAGAGAAUCUGAUCCAACGCAAGCCAGUCAAUCCUACAAUUGUGGUAAGCUAAUCUCCUUAAAUUUUAAUAAAUACAACCAAAGGCCAUUUGGAGGUGGGGGAAUGAGAGGUGAAGGAACAGAACAGAGCUUGUAAGGAUGAAACUAAAAGUUGUCUGAGGAUGUUAUGAGCUGAAGAAUGAAUUACUGUCUUUUGAACAAUAAACAUCACUGGGAAACACUGGAAAA
Molecule: messenger RNA, 5782 nt
Organism: Callithrix jacchus (white-tufted-ear marmoset)
Lineage: Eukaryota; Metazoa; Chordata; Mammalia; Primates; Cebidae
Source: RefSeq, a predicted model, not a curated record